This is a messenger RNA of Budorcas taxicolor (takin), 2330 nucleotides long. RefSeq names its product nudE neurodevelopment protein 1 like 1 (gene NDEL1). The coding region runs from base 147 to 1166 and encodes 339 amino acids. Gene Ontology annotation, molecular function: microtubule binding. The transcript is spliced from 11 exons. Gene Ontology annotation, cellular component: centrosome; kinetochore; kinesin complex. The record is from RefSeq and is a predicted model, not a curated record. Lineage: Eukaryota; Metazoa; Chordata; Mammalia; Artiodactyla; Bovidae. Gene Ontology annotation, biological process: vesicle transport along microtubule; chromosome segregation; mitotic centrosome separation.
GCGCGGAGGUACGCGGAGUGGAGCUCAGGGCUGCGGAGGGGAGCGGAGCUGAACGGCUGGGCGGGCCUGGCCUGGCCGGCAGAGCGGAGACGUCGGUCGAGGGGCGGCGAACAUGCGCUUUUGACACGUUGGAGGCUUUCUUGAUCAUGGAUGGUGAAGAUAUACCAGAUUUUUCAAGUUUAAAGGAGGAAACUGCUUAUUGGAAGGAACUUUCCUUGAAGUAUAAACAAAGCUUCCAGGAAGCUCGGGAUGAGCUAGUUGAAUUCCAGGAAGGAAGCAGAGAAUUAGAGGCAGAGUUGGAGGCACAAUUAGUACAGGCUGAACAGAGAAAUAGAGACUUGCAAGCUGAUAACCAAAGACUGAAGUAUGAAGUAGAAGCAUUGAAGGAGAAGCUAGAACAUCAAUAUGCACAGAGCUACAAGCAGGUCUCAGUAUUAGAAGAUGAUUUAAGUCAGACUCGGGCCAUUAAGGAGCAGUUACAUAAGUAUGUAAGAGAACUGGAACAGGCCAAUGAUGACCUGGAGCGAGCAAAAAGGGCAACAAUAGUUUCACUGGAAGACUUUGAACAAAGGCUAAAUCAAGCCAUUGAACGAAAUGCAUUUUUAGAAAGUGAACUUGAUGAAAAGGAAUCUUUGUUGGUCUCUGUGCAGAGGUUAAAGGAUGAAGCAAGAGAUUUAAGGCAAGAACUAGCUGUUCGGGAAAGACAACAGGAAGUAACUAGAAAAUCAGCUCCCAGUUCUCCAACGCUGGACUGCGAAAAGAUGGAUUCUGCUGUCCAAGCAUCACUUUCUUUGCCAGCUACCCCUGUUGGCAAAGGAACAGAGAACAGUUUUCCUUCACCGAAAGCUAUACCAAACGGUUUUGGUACCAGUCCACUGACUCCUUCAGCUAGGAUAUCAGCACUGAACAUCGUGGGGGAUCUCUUACGGAAAGUAGGGGCUUUAGAAUCCAAAUUAGCAGCUUGCAGGAAUUUUGCAAAGGACCAAGCAUCACGAAAAUCCUAUAUUUCAGGGAAUGUUAACUGUGGGGUGAUGAAUAGCAAUGGCACGAAGUUCUCUCGAUCAGGGCACACGUCUUUCUUCGACAAAGGUUAUUCAUGUAUUCAUCUAUACAGCAAGAAAAAGUCAUAUUUCCCACGUUGUUCAUGGGGCAGUAAACGGCUUUGACCCGGCUCCUCCUCCUCCUGGUCUGGGCUCCUCGCGCCCGUCGUCAGCACCGGGUAUGCUGCCACUCAGUGUGUGAGUGCCCGGCCUCCAGAUGGGGGCUCCUGCCCCCCUCCAAGCACCAGGACACCCACGCCUCACCCCUCGGUGCCUGGGCCCAGCUCGUGCCCCUCCGCCCGCCUCCCCACGGCUGGCAGAGGGCAGGCUGCAUGCAGUGGCGGCUGCUGGGCCCAGUCCGGCCCCAGGACUCUGCGCGAUAUCAAUACUGGCUAUUUUCUCUUCUCGCCGUAGUGCCGUUGGUUUCACAUGAUUGCACUUUUGUGGGUCACAAGGUGAUACAUGCGUGUAUUACUCGGUCACUGGAUGCAGAAGUACCCAUUCAUCACAGCAUCUCCUAGCCCCGCCCUGCUGUACCGAUAGGAUUUAGUUGUGUUUAGGACAUUGCAGAUCUUCUAGAAGUUCUUCCCCAAAUCAGGUCAACUUGUGGUCUCCUCCUGAGCUCUCAGCCAAGCGUCUCCAGUGCUGAUGAUCAUGUGUUCCCCCCACCCCCCAGGUUGGGCCUGUGGAUGGUGAAGAGUCAGGAAGGCCACUGAACUAGGGAGCAUUUUCUGCACCUUCUGAUUUUACUUUCUCAGUUAUCAUUCCGUAGACUUGCCUCCCCGAGCAGCCACAAAGGCCCGUCUGAGAUAGCAGGAGCUUUGGGGCCUGGGUGCUCUCAGGGCUGGGCCCUGCCGUCUCCUCCUCCACUGCCUCAGACUUGGGGGAGGGGGGGCGGCUGCCCUCUCGGCAGCUCUCUGGUCCUUCAGUGAAAUGACAUCUUCAGAGCGCUUUUGUUUUGUCUCCGGAGGGCCUGUCCCAUUGUGUCAGGGUUGCGUGGCCUGAUUCCAGGGGCUGGCUGGUGGCAGCUCCGGGGGGCAGACUGACCAUAAGUGGUCCUCCCUGUGCAUCCUUUGAUUACUCUCAUGCUGCAUUUACUGUUUACAUUUGUUUUAUUGUACAUAGGUUUGUAAACAUUAUUGCCUAAGAUAUUUGUAUAUAACUUGGGCUUUGUAGCUUUUAUUUAUUCGGAACUCAUAUGGCAUGUUAAAGACUUAUGAUGGUGUCCUACUCCGGGCAGCUGUAUAGGAUCAUCAUGUGGUUAAAAAAAAAUACUUCCCCUCGAAAAAA